Messenger RNA from Mya arenaria, 3748 nucleotides. RefSeq names its product tumor necrosis factor receptor superfamily member 16-like. The transcript has 6 exons. Gene Ontology annotation, cellular component: cell surface; plasma membrane. Gene Ontology annotation, molecular function: death receptor activity; coreceptor activity; nerve growth factor binding. Lineage: Eukaryota; Metazoa; Mollusca; Bivalvia; Myida; Myidae. Gene Ontology annotation, biological process: Rho protein signal transduction. Bases 1157 to 2383 code for a protein of 408 amino acids. The record is from RefSeq and is a predicted model, not a curated record.
ACUAUUAAUAAAAUCAGUUCGAGUAGAAGAAAGGAAAAGCCGGGUUUAUAUUAAAUGUCCUAGUGUUGAAUCAUGCAGACUAUUCAGAACAGAAUAGGACAGUGUUCGUCGGUAGCAUCAAUAUAGAAAUAUCGUUUUAAUGGAUGGAAGUUGAGUUUUCACGCAAAACGCUGUUAUAUAUGAUAGGAGCUUCAUAAAACUACCAAUUUAAGUAUCACCACGAGUGCAGAUAGCUGUUGAACUAUAAGUUUUUCUAAGUGAACAUAUAUUUCAGCCGUAGUAUAUUGGAUAUCGUUUGACAUUGGACAUAGUUGCCUUGGAAGGAAACCGGCUAUAUAUAACAAGGGAAACUAGUAAAAAAGAACAGAAGAACCAGGAACAUCAUUUUCAUACAACAACAACAGCAACAACAAGAGCAGCAGCAGCAAGAACACUAGAAGAGCGAAACCAACUCAUAGAAGACUAAAACAUCGCCAUUAACAUUGGAGUAAUUAAUAUCUGACUAACAAUAGUUGAGAAUCUCUCUGUGUCUGGGAGCAUUAAAGAAAAAAGUCUUGGAACGCACUUUGAGUUUCCGUAAUUGCUGUAACAACGCCUAGUAACAAGGGCCAAAAGGCAAACAUCCUACAAAUACAAACCUUUUGAGUAAUGUAGAAUGGGUUGCAUGAAUUACACAUUGUAAAAUAAUGGUCUGAGAUCAGACAACGGAGUUCUGUGUAAACUCUGCUCAAAUGUAAUUAAACAUCCCGUGUUAGCGAUCUGAUCAUCCGAUAACUAAAGACCUUGCGGGCUUAACAUCUCUACUGCAAAGCUUUGAACAUUUUACCAAGUUCUUAAUUACACAAUUUUGCUAAUGAACUACGGAACUACUCGUUAAUAUAACUGAAAAAAGAGUAAUGAAUUUGUUUUCUAUGCAACAGAUCCUGCUUUGAUUGUUUCACUUUGUGCAAAGUGGUUUACAGAAAUAAUUUGUUUGCACGCAAAGUCUGACAUUUCGGGGAAGGCAGUAGUGUGAUACAUAUUCAAACUCUAGGUUUACAGAAUCAUACGUUGAUUUUUCUUAAACAAUGGCGGUGAUUGAACUACUAUAAAACAAAAACAGUAACCUGGUGUUGUCGAGCGAUUUUGAGGUACUGUUUCCAUAGAAACCGUCACCAUGGCAACGAACGCGGUGUUGAGGUUAGCGUUGACAACCGCUGUUCUGACUAUACUUCUUUGCAAGGUGCUAAGCGUGAUGGCUGGCUGUCUAGAAAACGAGGUGGAAAUUCAGUACAAUUCGUCCUUUACAAUCUGCUGUACCACGUGCCAAACCGGAAACGGUGUAGACAUCGAUUGUACACCGGAAGUUGAUACUGAAUGUACUGCAUGUGUUUCCGGAUUAACAUAUUCGGAUACGAUCACGCACGAUGACAAGUGCAAGCCUUGCUCAACUUGUGGAAACCAUUCGUUAUUUGUGCUCCAUCCGUGCAAUGCCACCCAGAACACCAUUUGUCUCUGCCCUGACGGGUAUUUCUACAAUUCUGAGUUAGAUAAAUGUGAACUCUGUGACCUUUGUCCAGCGGGGUGGGGCGCAAGUAGGAAGUGCAAUACGAAUCAAAACACGAUAUGUUCGCCCUGUGAGGGCAAUAAAACAUUCUCAAACAAACUGGAUUACUAUUCUCAGUGCGAUAAGUGUGCUGAAUGCAGUUCAUCCGAAGUUAUGCUCCAAGAAUGUAUGGCUACCGAGGACACGAUCUGCUUUAGCGUCAACGCGGGUCGGCCACGCACAGACGUCACAAAACGAAACUACACGACACCAGCCGUUGACGUCAACAACGAAGAUGACGGUAGCGACAUUUUUCCGGUUUACUGCGCUGCGCUCGUGCUCGUGAUCGUCGGCCUCGUUGGUUACGUCAUUUACAAGAAAUAUCAGCGCAUGCGUAGUAAGCGACGUCAGAAGGCGCCGUGUUCGCACGAGGAUGUGGAGUAUUCGAAAGCUUCCGGGGGAGAUAGCGGCGUGUUUGUGGACAAUGAUUCGCCGAAAUAUUAUACAUACUGUUUAGCCAGUGGGGUACGGGACCUACCCGUCGGGAAGCGGAAAGAGCUUGAGAAAACCCUGGCCACGCCCCACUCCGACAGUUGGAAACUGCUUGCCAAGGAAAUAGGUUACAGCAGCAAGCGACUGACCCAGCUUGAGUCCAGGGGCGGGGCUGAGGGGAACAGCAGUUUCAAGCACAUGCUUCACGACUGGGAACGCCGGGACGCAGCUACUGUGACCCGGCUUAUACAGGCCUUACGUAAUAUCGGCCGGGAGGAUGCGGCGAGGAUUAUUUACGUUGAUAGUACAGAGGGGCGGACUCAGAUGCUUUCAAAACAUAAUAGUGCUUCUCAAAAUAUGGUCUAGUCCUAAAGUUGUUCAUGUUUGUGAUAAUAUUGUAAAGUGGAGCGUUGAACAUGACAAAUAAUUUGCUCCUUGAAGUAAGGGCGCGAUGAUGCGACACCGUGCUACAAAUACAGGGACUCUCGAAGCACAAAGCAUCGGACUCGCAUAUCCCCACCGACAGCCAAUUGUUUGGAUAAGACUAGUGUUUGCUUUGGUUUGGUCAAAGGUAGCCAACAUGUUUAUGAUUGGUCAAUAUUUAUCCAAUAAUUUAUAUUAACCAAUCAGAUCAAUUACGUUAGCAAACUAGACUAACGACAACGUGUGUAUAACCUAUCAAUGUUUUAUACAAUUGACUGCUGAUACUCAAUAUGAUCUAGUGCUUAUGUUGUUGCCUGUGCCUUCAUUUGCCAGCCCCAACACCGCCACAAUGAUGUACUGCAGGACUGCACCACGGCAGUGAAAUAUGUUCAAAACAGUGAUACUAUAACAUUAAAGUGCUAUGUUUGUUAUUUUGUGAUAUAAAUAGGAUAUGUACUGCAAUUACAACUUGGCGUUCAAUCCGCCACGUAGUUCGUUAAACUUUUUUCAAAUUGAUUGGGAGGACGAGCAAAAAUAUAUAUUAUAUAGUAGUUAAAAUAUAUUAUCCUUGGCGUAAAACCUCCGAGUUUUUAACCCAAUCGGACCUAAUAAGAAGGCUCAAACAAGCUUGUUCUCAGAUAUUCUAAAAUUUCUAAAAUGCUAACUUUUAUAACAUGGUUAUACAGUUAUAAGUUUGCGUUUUGAUCCGGGCUAUUUUAUUUUUGCAAUUCCAGAAUCAAAACGCUUUACUUAUAAUGCAUAACUGGUUAAAGUCUCUUAAAAGACACGUACUGGUAUGGUUGAAGCACUGUUUAUUUUUAUGACGUCAUGUUUUCAUCGCCCAAUGAUACUUGCCAUGACAUGACGUCAUCAUUUAGAUAUGCAUAUAAUAUGCACUGUUUGCAGAAUUAUGAUGUGUAUAUGAUGAAUAUAUUUAUGGAUUUGAAACAAUUUCAUUGUCUCCUUAAAGAUAAUCAUGUAUACUUUGACACAACUGUGUCAUGAAUAUUCAUUUUAUAUACAUGCAUGUUCACGUGCGUUUGUGUUCAUGAGAAUGUGUUAUAAGGUUACUGUUUUUAAUUGUAACAAAGUAAAGAAAUGUGUGUAAAUGUAUUUUUCAUGCUAAUUUAGCCUGAAGUAAACAUAAAACUCCGUUUCAAGCCACCCAUAUAUAACUCCUAGGCAUACCCCACCACUCGUUUAAGUCAUUUGGACUUUAACAAACCAUGUCUCGUCUGCUCUGUUGUAUAACAUAAUAAUUAUGUGUCAUUGAAUUCACUAUGUUGUCUUUGUACAUACUUUUUGUAU